Messenger RNA from Lymnaea stagnalis (great pond snail), 12192 nucleotides. NCBI's taxonomy places the organism in Eukaryota, Metazoa, Mollusca, Gastropoda, Lymnaeidae. The record is from the annotation of a GenBank genome assembly.
AUGUGGAAAAAGGCCAUAUUGGAGACUUUACUCUUGAUAAGAAUGGAAAAGGAAAAUCAUGACAUACGAGGUAGGCCUUCUAACGUCCUUAACUUUGGUUUCAUCACUGAUGAUCCCAACACAUAUAUUUCAAUCAAUAAGUAAUCAAAAAUAUUUUUGUCCCCAUAAUUGGACCAACCUUAUUCCCCAGUGGUCCCCCAUGUAAACCAACAUUCCUGUCUAUAAAAUAGAAAAUUGAUUUACAAACAGUUGAUAAAAUUUCAGAUGGAGAUCAUUUUGAAAUGUUGAUCAUGCAAGUCCUUGACUGUGGGAUGGAAUAAAAAUAUAUAUAUAUGGGACCCUUCCGGUUUCGUGAGACGAUGGAGUAGCGAUAGACUUCAUCAAAUGGCUUACGAGGCCGAUUCUGGAAUGACAGUCUUGGCUACACUUAUCGCAGGAGAACAUUGACUCCUGCUUUAAUUUGGCCUUUUAAAAUGCUCUUUUUGUUGCAGGGGCUUUGUUUCAAGCAUCUUCUUCCUUUUUGACUCUAUCAAACACUGCUGUUUGCCAGCUGGAUUGAUGCUCAACAAUGAUCUCCCACUCGUUGAUUUCUGUCCAGGCUUUCCUCAUGCUCCUUUUGCCAAUGUCCUUAAAGCAAAGAUAUCUAAUAAGUCUUGCCCCUUCUGCCUACUCUCCAUACAGCACAUCUUUAACAUCUUUGGAAUACAACCUUCCACCAUUCUUCUUACAUGGCCUAACCAAUGAUGGCUGCUCUUGCUAAGAGAGGAGAAUAUGCUACACAUUUUGGCCUGCUUAAAAACCUGUGUAAGGCACCUUGACCUGCCAUCGAAUGCGCAAAAUGUUACGCAGACAUCUUUAGUGGAAGCUGUUGAGUUUUUGCUCAAGACUGGCAUAAGUGGCCACACUUCACUGUCAUAAGCACACAUGCCUAAUAGAUGCUUAGUUUUGUACUUUCUGUGAGUUUAAGAUUUUUUCACACCCACUUAUUCAAUUUAGCAAUAGUUGCUGCUGCUUUUGCGAUCCUGAUGUUCAGCUCUUUGUCUGCUGACAGUGAACUAGAGAUAUUGGAUCCAAGGUGUUUCAAAUUGUCAGCUACCGACAGAUUAUGGCUCUCAAUAGUUGUGUUUGGACUGUGACAUUUGUUUUCUGUAGACUGAUGGUCAGUCCUAGCUCUUCACAUGUUCUUCUGUGUGCUAUGUUAAGUCAGCAUUGUCAGCUAACAGCAACUCAGAAAUAAGCACCUUUUUUACCUUGGUCUUUGCAUGAAGCUGGGCGAUAUUGAACGGCCUACCAUUAGAUCUGGUAUGGAUGUACACUCCAUCUUCACAGUCCCUGAAGGCAAACUGGAGAAGCAUUGAAAAGAAAAUGGAGAAGAAUGUUUGUGCCAGUAUGCAGCCUUUUUUUACUCUGCUUUCAGCUGGGAAUGCCUCAGAGACAGUACCAUUGAUUGUAUAACGUUUAGCAUUAUCAGGGACAACCUGUUUUAUGCAAAUACUGAACAGGCCAUUCCGGCUUGCCAAGUUGAAUGCCUUGGUCAGAUCUAUGAAAGCAAUCUAAAGAGGGCUAUGCUGUUCAAGACACUUAUCCUGAAAUUGAUGUAACGAGAAUAUCAUAUCUCUAGUUGCAUGACCACUUCUGAAGCCACUCUGGGUAGAUACGGUGAGCUGGACUCUGAAAUAUUUUACGGGCGACACGGGCAAUGUCUUGGCAGCUAAGCCAAGAAGAGAAAUUCCUCUGUACUUUUUUUUCAAUCACUACAGUCACCUUUUUUUCAUACCAAAUUACGAUGUUGGCUUCUGUCAUGUCCUGUGGAAUGUGACCUGCUUCCCAACACAGACUGAGGAGAUCAUGUAAGGGAUCAAGUAGUAUAGAUUUUCCAUUUUUGAGGCCUUCCAGGCCUUUGAGGCAAGGUAACCAGUUGCUUUUUUAGAACUCCUGCAAAGUUGGCUCUUCAUCUAGUUCUUCUAUUAUCGAGAAAAUGGGCAUAUGUUCCUGUGGGAUCUCAUUGACUACAUUCAUUGUUACUUAUCGUUCAACAUAAUCCUAAACCCAAUGCAGAUGUUGAUUGUUUGGGUUCAUGAUAACUUGACCUGCCUUGGACUUGAGUGGUGUUAUUUUUGAAGUGUGUGGACCUAAUGCCCUCUUAAAAUAUAAAUAUUAACAAUAUUCAUAGAAAUAAUUAAAAGAAAUCUCUAGCUGCUCUGAGGGUUCUAAUAAAUUGAGUUGGUCUUUAAGAAAUUUCAUAAUUAAUUAGAUGAUGCAUGUCUCAAUCUCUGGGUUGGACUCAAUAUUUAGCUUUACUUGCAACAAAAAAGUGAAAACUUCUUUCUUUUAGUUUUCAAUUCUUCACAAGAUUAGUCUGUUUUAAAGUUAGCUGGACAUUUCAAAUUACUCCCUCAUCCAUACUUUGGCAAAGAAGUAUAAAUAUUUGACAUGAAUAUCCAUGUCAGAGUUAGUGUCUAAAGCUAUUUAAUGUAUACAUUUAUUUUGUUUUCUUUUCUAGUAUUUAUACUUCAUAAGUAGUUUUUCAAGUUUUUUUCCAAUGGGUUUUAUUUUUAGGUAGCAAAAUCUAUAUAUUUAUUUUUUUAUUUUUUUUUUAGUUUUACCAACAAUUAAUACUUGAUAUAAUCUCUAACAACUGAAGUAAGUCUUUGAUUGACAUCAAUUGAAUUUCACUGCCCUUGGUCCAUUGAAACCAUUUAGAUGGUAAAAUAAAACCAUUUAGAUGGUCCAAUAAAACCAUGUAGAAGGUCCAAUCAAACCAUUUAGAAUGUCCAAUGAAGCCAUUUAAAUAAAAAUUUUAAAAUAAUUUCUUUGGAAAAAAUUGAUUUGUGAAGACAUUAUUUUAAAAUAUUUACACAUGGUGGACAAAUACAUUCAGUGCGACGCACUUUAAGUGUUGUUUUAAAAUGAAAUACUCCAUUCAUUCCUUUAAAAUCCAAACACAAUUUGUUGGUAAUCCACAGACAAAAUAAAGCCCUUGACUAAUAUGACAGAAAUAGAUAUCAUACAUAAAAAAGAAAUUGCUAUAAUAAAAUAGUGAAAUAAUAACCAUUGUUUUUUCAUAUGAUUAAUUUAAAAGAGGAUAAUUUUGUGUUUCCUUUUUUUCCCAUGAAAAUAGUUUUUUUAAAGCAUAUUUUAAUGUCACAGUUUAUGUAGUAGUUUUACCAAAAGAGUGUUGCAAAACUCUUUCCAGUUUUAAAUUUAGAUAGAGAUCUUGUCUCUGCUAGAAGUUUUUCCAUUUUGAAUUGACAGCAAGCAAAGAAUUUUAUUUACAUCUUGUGUUGUUUCUGUUUUAUGUUUUUUUUUUACCUUCCCUGCUGCACCACUAGAAAAUUUCAUCUUGUACGGAAGUCUUUCUGUGGUAGUAUUUCGUGGUAAGAUAAAUCAUAUUAGUAGCUAUCUUAGAUUCACUGUCCCUCUUUUAAAAUUCUAUUGGUCCAAAUAGGAAAACAGAAGAUAGGGUUAUUAGAUUUUAUCCAGCAGUGUUUCUCAAACUGUUUGUGGUUUGUGUGUGGGACUUAAUGAUGAACCUAUUAGUGGAUAUUUUUUAAGGGCACCCUCUUUUAAAAUUAAAAAAAUUAAAAAUUUAAUUAGAUCUAGUCUAAUGAUUUAAAAUAAAAAAUAAAAAUUUAUCUAAAAUAGCACUAUCCUGUGCCUUUGUAAAUUCCUGCAAGUAAACGCAUUGAAGGAGUUGGAUCUCAAACCUUUUUUUUUUUUUUAAAUCACAAUUAUUGUGAAUUUUAUUUCCAUUUUAUUUUUUUAGCCUUUGAUUUUUUUAUUUUUUUUUUAUUAUGGAGCAUACAAUUGUCUUUUUUUUUUUUUUUUUUUUUUAAAUUUUGGGGGUCGCUUUUGUGUCCCAGUAAAUAAAAAUUUAAUUUGUAGAAAAUUUUUAAAUCACAAUUAUUGUGAAUUUUAUUUCCAUUUUAUUUUUUUAGACUUUGAUUUUUUUAUUUUUUUUUUAUUAUGGAGCAUACAAUUGUCCUUUUUUUUUUCUUUUUUUUUUUUAAAUGUUGGGGGUCGCUUUUGGUGCACAGUAAAUAAAAAGUUAAUUUGUAGAAAAAUGAAAAGAAAAAUUGUUGAGUAGUAUGUAGAUGUGAACAACUGCAUGUCAAAUGAAUAGAAUGAGAAACACUGCAUUGCCGAAUCAAUCCAAUUAUUUUAUUUUUUUUUUCAUUUUUUUGCUUGAAUGGAGUUAAGUUUUUUUUAGAAUGUUUACUAAAAUGUAUAGCACCCACAAGCUAUUGUACUCAGAGAACCUGAGUUUAGGUGGUAAGCAAAAGUUAUGCAUGUCACAACCAGGGUCAACUCUGGGUGCUCACAUUUUAAAGGAGGGACAACUGCUUUGUUUUUUUUAGUCAUUCUCUUUUGUUUAUUUCCAUUGAAUGCUUGGGAAUCUAGGAGAGAAAUACCGGCAGGGUUGGUUCGGGAAAUAGUCCUCAAUUUAGGAGAGACUUAGAAUAAGCACAAUGCUUUAAACUUUAAAACAAUAUUAAGGGGCAUUAUUCUUAAAUAAUCUUAUUUUAUAACAAAAAUGGAUAUCCCCUUGUCACAAGGAAAUUAUAUUCUAAAAUUAUCUUCCCUUGUGUGUUGACCUGUAGCCAUUUUCCUUGAUUAUUAGAUUAGUGAUGUCUUAUCAAUAAAAACUAUCUGCAAUAGAAUCAAUAUUAGCCAUGUUCCCAUUCCUUAUUUAUCAUAAUUAUUCAUAGAAUAUGAAGUAUUUUAUUCUCCGUUAAGUUUGUAACAAAUACAAGAUUGUUCACAAUUCUUAACAUAGCACCAAGACAUGUUGUGUGUGACUGUACAAAUUUUAAGAAAUAAGUAAGACAUUGUCUUAUGACAAGAUCAGAUCUGGGUUAUUAAACACUGUAGUCAGAGUCAUCAAAGUAUGUUGUCAAAAUUAUUAAAAAGAAAAUGAGAUUCAGCAACUAAAAAAUUUAGUCAAAUUAUGUUGCCAAAAUUAUUAAAAGAAAAUGAGAUUUGGCAACUAAACACUUUAGUCAGAGUCAUCAAAGUAUGUUGUAAAAGUUAUUAAAAGAAAAUGAGAUUCUGCAACUGUCAAGAAAAAUUAGAAUUUGUGUUGACCUCAAUUGACCAUGGGAAAUAAAUCUUGUGUGCCAGAAGUGUAAACUUGGAUUUAUGGUUAAAAAAAUCUUUAUUAAUUAAUCCUCAGCCAAGAUAAAAAAUAUGAAACAGGAUCAUCAUAAUUAAGUAGCCAACAGAUGGCACAUCUUUCAAUACUAGUUCAAUGUCAAUGAAAUAAUAUCAUGUUGAUUCAUCAUUUUGUUUUAAGAACUUGGCUAAUGCUCCUUAUAGUUUUAAAUAGUCUUUUGUUGAAAACGCAAUAACAUUCUUAAGGACUUUAAGCUCCUUAUAACGUAUGUUCAUUGUCAAAGCUAUUUUAUCCUUUUUGUUGCCGUGCAGACUUCGUAGAUAAAAUUGCUUGCGUUGGCUGAACUGAGUUUAUCAAUGAAAACAAUUUUAUUUUGAUAUUCUUUUGAUUUGUAAAUAUUUGUUCACUAUCGCUAUAAAAUUUUUUUAUUUAUACUUAAAAAUUAUCAAGAAAAUAGACUUAAAUCAGUGCUUCUCAAACCAUUAGUGAUAAGUGUUUCUUUUUGGUUUUUAACAUAGGACCUUUCUUUUAUUAAGAAAAAAAAAUAAAAGACUUAUAUAAGCAGUGUCCAUGAUAACAGAUGGGUUACUUUUUUUUUUCCACUGAUGUCAAGUGGAGUAGCAUUGAUCUGGGUGAGACUUCAUGGCCUCCAGGCACUUGACGAUGUCUCAUAAACAAUUUUAAGAAAGACAAAAAUAAACAUUGACCUCAAGAAAAUUAACCCAUGUCAUGAAUUUUAAAAAAUAUCACAUUGAAACCAUGACUUUGAGAAUAUGAGAAAUUGGACUAGACUGUGACAGCUCUAGAAAAUUAUUUACUGAGACUUGAAAAAACAUCUUGGCUUCUAUUUUUGUUUUGAAUGUCAUUAAAUAGAUCAAAAAGUGUGUAUUAAAUAUUUAAAAAAUUGCUUUGUUCUUUCAUAUUGUCAUUUCUCUCUUUGCUUUUCAUGUUUAAUUUUUACUCUUUAUUGCUGCCUCACCGCUGGGAGGUUAAAUUUGAUCAAUAUUUUAUAGCCCUCAUAAGAGAGCAUGGUUGGCUAGGAUUUAUUUUUAGGUAAAAGUUGUUUUAAAAAAAAAUAAUAUAAAUUAUUAUCAUAUUUUUAAAAAAAUAAAAAAAAUUGGAUCUGAAAAAAAAAACGUGGCUGAAAACCUUCAAAUUAAAAGGUAAAAAAUAAAAAUCUGCGACAAGCUUUUAGAUUUUUUGCCUUUAUCAAAUUUUGUUUUUUUUCCUUUUAUUUUGGGGAAUUAAUGUAACUAUUUUUGUUUGGUUUAUCAUGGAAAUGAGGGUAAUUGAGUUUACUUUUUUUCCCCCCCAUUUUUGAAAAUGUUUUUUCUCCAUUUCAGCAAGGCAGGAGGAAGGGGGAGCGAACUGUUGUCGUAAACUCGAGUACCAAGAGUUAACGCCCUGUCUCAAGGAAAUUACCUCAGUCUGGGAACAAAUGUUGGCCAUUCAAGGGGACGAGGCCGAAGGCAGAGGGGGUGAGCUGGUCGAUGAUGGAAAGCCGGUGCCAAUGAACAAACUAUUAGAUUUUGUUAAAAAGGGUACGCUGCUUACUUCUUUAUGUCACUCAGACAAGUAACAUAGAAGUUACAUUAGAGGAGUUAGUUAAUGAUGAUGAAAUUACAGGAUGGUUUUGGUCCCUAAAUGGUUCAUCAAUUCUUUGUAGAGUUAAAUAGAGAUUGAUUUGUUCUAAAAUGCUACCUAAAUCAAGCAACACAUUUAAACAGCUAAAUCUUCAGAUGUCAACUUGAACUGUUGAAAUUCUUAGCCCACUUAGGAUACAGCUCUGUCUGUCCUUGUAAGUGUUAACUAAAAUGUAUUCAGAAUUGAAAUGUUGUGUUUCCCUGGAAAAUGCAAGCUUCACAAGUGGUCAAGGCAUACUCCAUCAGUUUGUUUUAUCUGGUCUCCUACCAUUUAUCUGGUCUCCUACCAUUUAUCUAUCUGGUCUCCUACCAUUUAUCUGGUCUCCUACCAUUUAUCUGGUCUCCUACCAUUUAUCUGGUCUCCUACCAUUUAUCUGGUCUCCUACCAUUUAUCUGGUCUCCUACCAUUUAUCUGGUCUCCUUAUCUGGUCUCCUACCAUUUAUCUGGUCUCCUACCAUUUAUCUGGUCUCCUACCAUUUAUCUGGUCUCCUACCAUUUAUCUGGUCUCCUACCAUUUAUCUGGUCUCCUACCAUUUAUCUGGUCUCCUACCAUUUAUCUGGUCUCCUACCAUUUAUCUUGUCUCCUACCAUUUAUCUGGUCUCCUACCAUUUAUCUGGUCUCCUACCAUUUAUCUGGUCUCCUACCAUUUAUCUGGUCUCCUACCAUUUAUCUGGUCUCCUACCAUUUAUCUGGUCUCCUACCAUUUAUCUGGUCUCCUACCAUUUAUCUGGUCUCCUACCAUUUAUCUGGUCUCCUACCAUUUAUCUGGUCUCCUACCACAGGUGUGCCGAGAGCUCUGAGGGGCCAAAUCUGGUUGUUCUUAAUGCAGCAGCACCAGAUGAGUAGUACCGUGCCUGAAGGGACGUGUGAGGGGGCCGACUAUGAGGACCUGCUCAAACAGCUGACCACUCAUCAGCAUGCAAUACUCAUUGAUUUAGGUACUGGGUAAUGUGCGUUUGUGUGUGUGUUUUCUGUGAGUUACUUUGAAAGUUGGGGUAGAGUGUUGUGUGAGUGUUUUGUUUUCUUUUUGUCACAUACAUGGGCAGCACCCUCUCCAGGUCAGUAACAACAGAUGAUUAUGAUCAACAACGAAAUUUCUAAAGCAAAUUUUGCUUUCGUAAGGCUCUGCAAGAGUGUCAGAGAGCGAAGGGGUCUCGGUCUUCUCACUAGACUAAAAUUAUAUAGGGCAUUUGUAUUAACAUCUCUCCUAUAUGCUAUCGAGAUGUUGAUAGAUUACAGCAGACAUGCUGGACAACUAAACCAUCUCCACCAAUGCUGUCUACGUAAACUUCUUGUCAUAAGGUGGCAGGGCAAAGUCACUGCUACAACAGACUGACUAUAUCAUCAUCUACAGGCUUCUACUAAAAGGACAAGCCAGAUGGCAGACUAAGGUUCAGGGAUUACUCGUACAAGCUAGUGAGGUAGACUUAUUGUUGGAUGGUACAAGCUAGUGAGGUAGACUUAUUGUUGGAUGGUACAAGCUAGUGAGGUAGACUUAUUGUUGGAUGGUACAAGCUAGUGAGGUAGACUUAUUGUUGGAUGGUACAAGCUAGUGAGGUAGACUAAUUGUUGGAUGAUACAAGCUAGUGAGGUAGACUUAUUGUUGGAUGGUACAAGCUAGUGAGGUAGACUCAUUGUUGGAUGAUACAAGCUAGUGAGGUAGACUCAUUGUUGGAUGAUACAAGCUAGUUAGGUAGACUAAUUGUUGGAUGAUACAAGCUAGUGAGGUAGACUCAUUGUUGGAUGAUACAAGCUAGUGAGGUAGACUCAUUGUUGGAUGAUACAAGCUAGUGAGGUAGACUCAUUGUUGGAUGAUACAAGCUAGUGAGGUAGACUCAUUGUUGGAUGAUACAAGCUAGUGAGGUAGACUCAUUGUUGGAUGAUACAAGCUAGUGAGGUAGACUCAUUGUUGGAUGAUACAAGCUAGUGAGGUAGACUUAUUGUUGGAUGAUACAAGAUAGUGAGGUAGACUCAUUGUUGGAUGAUACAAGCUAGUGAGGUAGACUCAUUGUUGGAUGAUACAAGCUAGUGAGGUAGACUCAUUGUUGGAUGAUACAAGCUAGUGAGGUAGACUUAUUGUUGGAUGAUACAAGCUUGUGAGGUAGACUCAUUGUUGGAUGGUACAAGCUAGUGAGGUAGACUUAUUGUUGGAUGAUACAAGCUAGUGAGGUAGACUUAUUGUUGGAUGGUACAAGCUUGUGAGGUAGACUUAUUGUUGGAUGGUACAAGCUAGUGAGGUAGACUUAUUGUUGGAUGAUACAAGCUAGUGAGGUAGACUCAUUGUUGGAUGAUACAAGCUAGUGAGGUAGACUUAUUGUUGGAUGAUACAAGCUAGUGAGGUAGACUUAUUGUUGGAUGGUACAAGCUUGUGAGGUAGACUUAUUGUUGGAUGGUACAAGCUAGUGAGGUAGACUUAUUGUUGGAUGAUACAAGCUAGUGAGGUAGACUCAUUGUUGGAUGAUACAAGCUAGUGAGGUAGACUUAUUGUUGGAUGAUACAAGCUAGUGAGGUAGACUUAUUGUUGGAUGGUACAAGCUUGUGAGGUAGACUUAUUGUUGGAUGGUACAAGCUAGUGAGGUAGACUUAUUGUUGGAUGAUACAAGCUAGUGAGGUAGACUCAUUGUUGGAUGAUAGAAGCUAGUGAGGUAGACUUAUUGUUGGAUGGUACAGGCUUGUGAGGUAGACUUAUUGUUGGAUGGUACAAGCUAGUGAGGUAGACUUAUUGUUGGAUGGUACAAGCUAGUGAGGUAGACUUAUUGUUGGAUGAUACAAGCUAGUGAGGUAGACUUAUUGUUGGAUGAUACAAGCUUGUGAGGUAGACUUAUUGUUGGAUGAUACAAGCUUGUGAGGUAGACUUAUUGUUGGAUGAUACAAGCUAGUGAGGUAGACUCAUUGUUGGAUGAUACAAGCUAGUGAGGUAGACUUAUUGUUGGAUGAUACAAGCUAGUGAGGUAGACUCAUUGUUGGAUGAUACAAGCUAGUGAGGUAGACUUAUUGAUGGAGCACAAUCCUCAGAGAAAAAAAAACAGCGCUCACACCCAAAGAAAGCGCGGGGCAAGGAAAAUCAACUCCAAUCCAACCAGGACCCAAAAUAAUGUGUGUCCUAAGUGCGCUCAAGCUUUCCAGACACAAAUUAGGACCGGCAUGCCACCUGUUCACUCUUUAAUAGUCUCGGUCAUCUUGGCAUGUGAAGGACGAACAACAAAAACACUUUGAAAGUUGCAUUGGAGCAAUGAUUGAGGCUGCAUUGGAGCAAUGAUUGUGACGUGUGAGUGUGGUGUUUUCUGUUCUAGUUUGUGUUGUACAUUGUGAAUAGGAGGAGACUUGCCACUUGAAAAGAUUGAUUUUUUUCAAUAAUUUCACUAUGUAAUGUCCUGAUUCAAUUGAACCUGUUUCAUUUUAUCAUGUCCUCACUUGACGAUCAAGUACAUGUAAUUAUUUUUUUUAUAAAGUGUUUAUACAUUGCAUUGUGCAUUUAUGUCAUAUCAUUUUAAAAAGUCAGGCCAUUUUCUAUCUGUGAAUUCCCUGGGGCUUCAGUGUAUAUGCUCUCAAGCAUAGGGGAACAUUUCAAUGAAAGCAUUCAGAUCAGCAGCCUGACUUCAUUCCUAUCAAUUGUUAAUCUGUCAUUCCCCUUAUGUGAUGGACCUGUAGUUUUCACACACGUGUCAUUCCCCAGGUCGCACAUUCCCUUGCCAUCCCUACUUCGCCAAAGCCCUGGGACCGGGUCAGCUGGAGCUGUUCAACCUCCUGAAGGCCUACAGCUUGCUGGACCCUGAAGUUGGCUACUGCCAGGGGCUCUCGUUCAUCGUCGGCCUUUUGCUGAUGCAUGUGAGUUCCUUGUGAUUGAAUAAUGGGCUUUCCAACAUCCUCGUGACAUGACAAGACCUGGGACGGACAGUCUCACUCUUUGAAUCAGAUGUCUCUACAAGUAUUCUAGAACUUCCCUAAUCCAGUUGUUAUGUGAAUUAGUGUCAUGACGAUAUGUAACCCUACAAAUAUGGUGCUGUAAACGUUUUAUCAGACAAAAAUUGACUUGUUUUGUUGUUGUAUUGUACACAUAGUUAUUAUUUUAAAAAGAGAGAAAUGUUAUGUUUUAUGUAAAAAAUAUUUAAAUGGAAAUACAAAAUUAAUUAUGUACAUUGGUGUCUAUGUGUCAUGGAUAGAGACUAUUUACUGACUUACACUGAAUCUGAAUUGAAUACUUUAGGGUCAAAGAAGAUUGAUACCAACAUGUUUGGAAUGGUUGAAUGGUUCCAGCUGACCUUAUGAAAUGUUGUAUUGUGAGAACGUUUCAAGAGACAAGGGUGCAACAUUGUGAUGUCGUAAGAUGAAAGACCAAUCUGACCAAUCUUGUACUUAUCUCCACAGAUGGAAGAAAUCUCAGCAUUCCAUGUUCUUAAAUACAUGAUGUACGACCUCGGCCUUCGGAAACAGUUUCGGCCUAAUAUGACAGCCCUUCAAGUGAGUUUGGUGGACAUUUCUGCCUGCCUUAAACAAAGUACAUGGCAUACUAUUUAGAAGCACUUUUGACCCAAUCAUGUUUCUCUUAGUGUACUAGGUGUCAAGUAAUGACAUGAUAAAAAUAUGAAACAGUAAAUAGGCAUUUAUUUUACAAUCGCAGCAUGUCUCCAAUAUGUGGUGACAAUUCGUGGUGAAUGUGUCAUAAAAUGUUUCAAUAUACUGUUCAUAAAAUGGCCAUUGAUGUGGUUUUGUUGAAAUGUUAAUUAUGUUCAAAGCUCUAUAAAACAAGUAGUUUAAUUAAUUGAUGCCGAUCAGAAAAAAAUAUUUGAAGCAAAAAAAAAUCAAUGUCUUAAGAGAACUCAAUGAGAUUUUGUUCAUUAUAAUUCAAUAAAUCUGUCCAUGUUACAGAGGAUACCACUUGGUUGUGUCUCUUAUGUUACAGGGGAUUUUGAAACACUUGGUUGUGUAUUUAUAUUAAAGAGGAUUGUGCAUCACUUCUCAGUUGUCUGUUAUGUUACAGAGCAUUGUGCAACACUUUCUUGUGUCUGUUAUUUUACAGAGCAUUGUGCGACACUUGCUUGUGUCUGUUAUUUUACAGAGCAUUGCGCAACACUUGCUUGUGUCUGUUAUUUUUCAGAGCAUUGUAUGACACUUGCUUGUGUCUGUUAUGUUACAGAGCAUUGAGCAAAGCUUGCUUGUGUCUGUUACGUUACAAAGCAUUGUGCGACACUUGCUUGCGUCUGUUUAUGCAGACAUUGUUUAUAGUUACCUGUGUUGAGCCCAUGCUGGUGUCAUCCAAUCACAGAUCAAGCUGUACCAACUGACCCGCCUCCUCCACGACCACUACAAAGAUGUGUACGAGCACUUUGAGACACACGAGAUCUCCCCCACACUUUACGCUGCCCCCUGGUUCCUCACACUGUUUGCCUCGCAGUUUCCACUGGGAUUUGUGGCCAGAGUUUUUGGUGAGUAA